Molecule: messenger RNA, 1612 nt
Organism: Colletotrichum destructivum
Lineage: Eukaryota; Fungi; Ascomycota; Sordariomycetes; Glomerellales; Glomerellaceae
Product: Putative target SNARE coiled-coil domain, syntaxin
Exons: 2
Coding region: 224-1069 (281 amino acids)
Biological process (GO): vesicle fusion; intracellular protein transport
Cellular component (GO): membrane; endomembrane system; SNARE complex
Molecular function (GO): SNARE binding; SNAP receptor activity
Source: RefSeq, a predicted model, not a curated record
CCCGUCCACCCCGGCCGGCGCAUGAACAGUCCAACCCCCGAAUCUUCAACCCUUUCCGAACCAUCCAGGAACAAAGUUCGCCUACCGUCAUUCCGACCGAGUCCUUUCUUUGUCGUCAUUCCUACGCGACACCCACAGUCGGGUUUGAAAAAGCCUCGAGUUUGAAUCCUGCAACGCUUCGCAAAAAGGGUGCCCUCGUUGCCUUGCUCCCCCCUCGUCCACCAUGUCCAACUUGAACCAGCUCUAUCUCCUUGCCGACCACAUUAAGCUCUCUCUCCUCGAGCGCCAGCGCGCCCAGUCGCUCAACCUUGACGCCGACACUCAGGACGGUCACAUCUCCCGCUCCUUGGACCAGUUCAAGGAUGGCCUAGAAUUUCUAGACUCCGAGGCCAAGCGCCUCCAGGCUGCUAGCGAUGAGAGCGCCGCGCAGAACAUCACCGACUCGCUUCCCGCCCUUCAAAAGCAAUUCUCCGAUCUCACCUCUCAGUUCCAUGGCUUCUCGAACCCGUCCACCUCGUCGAUCACGACGUCGCCCAACGACCCUCUGCUCUCCCCCGACUUCGCCGCCGCCCAGUCCACGAAACCCCUCAAGGGCUCACUCCGCGGCCUCCCUGGCUCCGCCCCGAACAAGACUGUCCGAUUCACCGACUCCCCCGGCGGCAGCCGCGGCGCGGAAGAUCUUGAGGCUGCUGCUCUCUUCGGCGAGGGCCGGUACCGCGACGAUCCGGUCGAUACGGCGGGGUACCGCGACCAGGCCGAGGGGCUUGACAACCAGCAGCUGCACGCGUACCACUCGCAGAUCAUGCGCGACCAGGACGACCACCUUGACCGGCUGGGCGAGUCCAUCGGCCGCCAGAGGGAGCUGAGCAUGCAAAUCGGCGACGAGCUUGACUCGCACGUCGCGAUGCUCGACGAGGUCGAUGAGGUCGUCGACAGGCAUCAGGGCCGACUCGAUCGGGCGCGGAGGUCGCUUGGAAAGGUCGCGCGAGACGCAGGGGAGAGCAAGCAGAUGAUCGCCAUCAUUGUGCUCAUCAUUAUCCUCGUCCUUCUCAUUGCCAUCUUGAAGUGAUCGGAGCUGCUGCGGGACGCACGAGAGAGGGAAAAGAGGGAGAACCUCUCGCGAUAUAGUGAGGAGGUGUGAUGGCAGCCAUUUGUUAUUUUGAAGCCCCGUCCCUCCUCAGAGAGGCGCGGGGGAUGUACCUCGGUCGUCACCGAAUUCCUUUUGAUUCUAGGGCGCAUAGCAUGGUUUGGCGUUUGGGAGUUCUCUAUCAAAGUCGGUCUUCACUCGUAGUCGGAGCCCCAGGAUCACACUCACGUUUCUUUCACUUUGCUCCCUUGAGUGCCUGGUAGAACCGGGUGGCCUCAAGAAUGCAAGUGGUUUGGAGGGAACGGUCAUUGCGAUUGAUCCCGGAAAUGAACACAAACCUCGUGUCUUCUCCAUUGUAGUCUUGUAGGGACUGACCUUUAAGGUUAUGCAACGUGUUUAUGCUCUCAUUUAUACUAUGCGAAUGGUUGUUAACAGGAAAAUAGAGGGCAGUGAAUAUUUUAUCAGCUCUGAAUAGUUUCACUGGUUUCCAUCUGAUGGGGCACUUCCCGCACCAAAAGACACUGC